This is a messenger RNA of Brassica oleracea var. oleracea, 875 nucleotides long. RefSeq lists its product as uncharacterized. The transcript has a single exon. The coding region runs from base 112 to 732 and encodes 206 amino acids. NCBI's taxonomy places the organism in Eukaryota, Viridiplantae, Streptophyta, Magnoliopsida, Brassicales, Brassicaceae. The record is from RefSeq and is a predicted model, not a curated record.
AUGAAGUGCCCACCCCUAGUUUAAAUGGAGAAAGAAAUCUCUGAUGAGAAUAAACUAAAAGGCCAUUCUCUAGCCCACAUUGUCUCUCCCUCUCUCUCUCUCUUCUAGCUUAUGGAUUCUUCAAAAACCAGAUUUGUGGCCAGACGAUCUGAUCCGGCCAACUUUCCGGCGAAGAAAAAUAUUUCUUCCCGGCGAUCUUUAUCUUCUUCUUCCUUCUUGUUUCCAGGUGACUCUCCUUUAAACUCUCUGGCGACUCCUCUUGGUCUCAUCGGUGUUCCAUUCUCAUGGGAACAGCUUCCUGGGAAACCCAAAGACUACUCUCAUAGACUCAACCACCGCCGCAACAACGAGUCUUCAGUUAUAUUACCUCUCCCUCCUCACCGGAGUAUCACCUUUCCGGUCACCGGUAAAAACCAUAAAUCUAACUGUCCCACUAAAAGGAGCAGCUCCCCGGUGACGGCGAUGGAGAAAGAUCCUUUCGCGGCGGCGUUGUUGGAAUGUUCCAAAGAUGACGACGAAGAUGAAGAAGACGUAGAUCGGAGGUACCGAGGAAACUCCGGUAGGCCAAGCAAGGUGUUGGUAAAUAACAGCAUCAGCGGCAGGUUCGGGUUAGUAAGUCUCUACGGUUCUUGUCGGAGAACUUGUGCAGUUUCAGAGUCCAUUGUUUAUCUUCCGAAACCGGGAAAAGCUGCUUCGUAUGAUCAUCUGCUUCUUCCACGCCGUCACCGUUGAUUUGUCGUCUUUCACGAUUUACUCUAUUAUAUAUCUCUUGGUCUUUGCAAUACUUUCCAUAUAUAUUUAUUCUCUGAAUGUGACAUAUAUUAUGUGUGAUAUUUUAAAAAUUAUUUCCUAUGAACUUUAACUUUAAACUUUAA